UUCCACUCAGUUUCUCGCAGUUUAAAAUGGCGGCGUUGAGCAGCGCCGAGUCCCCACCGCCCGUUUUUAACGGAGACACCACGGAGCUGGAGCCGGGCAGGGAGCAGGGCCUUGAUGAGCUGGGCGCCGGACUGGACUCGUCCUGCUCGUCGAGGAUCCCCGGAGGUCCGCAGGAUGAGGAGAUCUGGAACAUCAAACAGAUGAUAAAGUUAACACAGGAACACUUAGAAGCUCUUCUGGACAAGUUUGGUGGUGAGCACAAUCCUCCCUCCAUAUACCUAGAGGCCUAUGAAGAGUACACCAGUAAGCUGGAUGCUCUGCAACAGAGGGAGCAGCAGCUGCUGGAGGCCAUGGGUAACAGUGCAGACUUCUCCUGCUCUCCUUCUCCAAUGCCAACCCUUCUGGAAGUCAAGAUGGGAGGUUGUGGGGUUGGUGCAGGACCUCAGACUUUCCCAUCAGCCCCAAACACUUUGGCUGUCCUGCAGACCCCCACCGACACCAGCCGAGCCAACCCUCGCUCCCCCCAGAAGCCCAUCGUCAGGGUCUUCCUGCCCAAUAAACAGCGAACAGUGGUCCCGGCACGCUGUGGGAUGACUGUUAGAGACUCCCUGAAGAAAGCCCUGAUGAUGCGAGGACUCAUUCCAGAGUGCUGUGCAGUCUACAGAAUACAGGACGGAGAGAAGAAGCCUAUUGGCUGGGACACAGACAUCUCGUGGCUGACAGGGGAGGAGCUGCAUGUAGAAGUUUUGGAAAAUGUGCCACUCACCACACACAACUUUGUGAGGAAGACCUUCUUCACGCUGGCCUUCUGUGACUUCUGCAGAAAGUUGUUGUUCCAGGGUUUCCGCUGUCAGACCUGUGGCUACAAGUUCCACCAGCGUUGCAGCACUGAGGUUCCUCUCAUGUGCGUCAACUACGACCAGCUAGACUUGCUGCUAGUGUCAAAGUUCUUCGAGCAUCAUCCAUUCACCCAGGAGGAGGUCUCCUCGGAGGGAACCACGCCUGUGUCUGAAGCCUGUCCAUCACUUCCCCCAUCCGACUCCAUGGGCUCUAUAUGCCACACCACUGUGUCACCGUCCAAGUCCAUACCCAUCCCGCCCAGUUUCCGGCCCAACGAGGAGGACCACCGCAACCAGUUUGGCCAGAGGGACCGUUCAUCCUCUGCCCCCAAUGUCCACAUCAACACCAUUGAGCCUGUCAACAUCGAUGACCUGAUCCGAGAUCAGGGUUUGCCACGAUCAGAUGGAGGCUCAACCACAGGUCUGUCUGCCACACCUCCCGCCUCUCUGCCCGGCUCUCUGACCAAUGUCAAGGUCCCACAGAAGUCACCGUGCCAGCAGAGGGAGCGCAAAUCGUCCUCCUCGUCCGAGGACCGCAAUAAGAUGAAAACGCUGGGGAGACGGGACUCCAGCGAUGACUGGGAAAUCCCAGAAGGUCAGAUCACUCUGGGUCAGAGGAUAGGUUCUGGAUCUUUUGGAACAGUCUUCAAGGGAAAGUGGCAUGGUGAUGUGGCAGUGAAGAUGCUGAAUGUCACUGCUCCCACGCCACAACAGCUUCAGGCAUUCAAGAAUGAAGUGGGAGUCCUCAGGAAAACGCGUCACGUGAACAUCCUGCUCUUCAUGGGCUACACCACCAAGCCCCAGCUGGCCAUCGUGACCCAGUGGUGUGAAGGCUCCAGUCUAUAUCACCACCUGCACAUCAUCGAGACCAAGUUCGAGAUGAUCAAGCUGAUCGACAUAGCCCGGCAGACUGCUCAGGGCAUGGAUUACCUGCAUGCCAAGUCCAUCAUACACAGAGAUCUGAAGAGCAACAAUAUUUUCCUCCAUGAGGACCUGACGGUGAAGAUCGGGGACUUUGGUCUGGCUACAGUGAAGUCCCGCUGGAGCGGUUCCCACCAGUUUGAACAGCUCUCAGGCUCCAUUCUUUGGAUGGCUCCAGAGGUAAUCCGGCUGCAGGACAAGAAUCCCUACAGCUUCCAGUCAGACGUCUACGCCUUUGGCAUUGUACUCUACGAGCUGAUGUCAGGAGCGCUGCCCUACUCCAACAUCAACAACAGAGACCAGAUCAUAUUCAUGGUGGGUCGAGGUUAUCUGUCUCCUGACCUCAGCAAGGUUCGCAGCAACUGUCCGAAGGCCAUGAAGAGACUGAUGGCUGACUGCCUGAAGAAGAAGAGAGAGGAGCGACCUCUCUUCCCUCAGAUCUUGGCAUCCAUUGAGCUGCUGGCUCGCUCAUUACCCAAAAUCCACCGCAGCGCCUCAGAGCCUUCUUUAAAUCGAGCCGGCUUUCAGACAGAGGACUUCAGUUUGUACGCCUGCGCCUCACCUAAAACCCCCAUCCAGGCUGGCGGCUACGGGGAGUUUUCAGCAUUUAAGUAAGAGCGGCAGAGCCCACCAGUCCGUCCCUCAUCACUUCUCAAAAGUCUCGUGUCCCUGCGGCGGAUUCAUUCAUUACUGGAAAAAAAGGAAACAAAAAAGAAACAAAAUGGUCUCAAAGAAUGUGCUGUUUUCUUCCUCUGUCAUCUUGAAGAAGGCAGCCUCACUUAACAGCCAGCUGUCCACCGAGCAAACGGCAGCGACAGACACAACUGCAUUAGGAAAAAUAAAAAAAUCAACAAACUUGAAUUAUACAGAGUCAAAAAAGUAAAGACAAAAAUAUCCAUACCAAAACAGCGCUGAGGAAGAGAUGGUAAUCAGCUUGCCUGCUGGAGAAAUAUCUGAAGGCAAAGGGAAAGUAAUUUAAAGGAGAAGCUUUGGAUGCAACUUGUCCAGUCACUCGUUGUGCUUGUUGGGAGGAAGGCUGGAUAUUAGCCGGGCUGUUGAGCGUCGGCAGAACGGAGCCUGUGGAAGGAGAAGAGGCUUCAUGUCGUCAGCUGAUGGAAGGCGUUAGCCCUUCCCUGGGAUGGGCUGAAGGUCACUCAGCAGGGGUCAACUCUGAAGGAAGAUAACCUGAAAGAUAGAUCUAUUUACAUUUUUUUAAUUUGUCUCUCAUGUUUCAGAUUUUAGCAGUUGCUGGAAAUACGUUUUGUCCUGCAUCUUUUUAAAAGACAGCAGCCGUUUUAGAAGAAAGCAGCACACGCCUUUGCUUUUUUGUCUUUUUGGGCUUAGGGCAGUCUCAGUUCCACAGAAUGCUGCAUUUUGCCUUCUUGUUUGUCUCCAACAUGUUUGACACCGUCAAAGAGCAACAGCUGCUUUCUGCCAGCUGGUUUUUCUCUGUAUUUAAGACAAACUUUGCUGUGACAGCAGGAGAAGAGUCUGCUCUGUGGGAGCUCAUUUGUUUCUUUGUAGCAGCUUCACCUGAAGGAUUUUUCCCAUUCCAUUUUAAAAGCCUGACCAACAAGGGUCUUCACCGAGUGAGCGCUCGCUCUCCACCCGUCAGUGAACCUCAGGAUGUGUUGCAGAGAAAAGCAGAUUUGUUCAGUGAUAGAAGAUGCAGGAGACGAGGCAGGCGUGUCAUCCUGUGAAAGGUUUAAGCCGGACCGCCGCCCAGCGUUUCCGCACAGCUCGCCGCGUACGGCUUCUCCAAGCUCUCGAGUUGUUACGCAACAUUUGUGCGACUCAGCAUUUCUUUGCUUCUCACAUGUUUUCAGAUUAAUUUUUACACUAAGUACAUGUUGUGCCAUUCCUUUAUUUUCUCCUUGUUGGACCGUAAAGCUUUAACAUUGCACUCAGCUUAAAUGGGGAUCUUACUGGCUGCAGCGUUACCUGCUGAGAGGAUGUUGAUCAAAGGCUCAUUUGAAAAUUCUGGAAAUGUCCUUUUAAUCACACCUUUUACUUUCUCUGUACACAUGCACCUGUACGUUCUUCAUGCCGGCGUGUGUUAGCAGUUGGGGUGUUAUUACAGGUUCUUUUUAUUUUGUUAUUGUCAUUGUUUGCCUUUUUCUGUACAGGCAGGCCUGCAGAUAUUUACUUAUUUAUGUGAGUUUUUUAUGGGUUUGUUUUCAGGCUUUAUUUGACGCUAUUUUUGAAACUGUCUUUCAACGCUUGUUUUAGUCAUUUGACUCAUAAUUGCACUUUGUAGAGAUGGAUUGAAGCAAAUGAGUGAUUUGCCUUUUUUUAAUUGAAAAAAAAUGUGACACAGAGCAGAUGACUCAAAGUUUGACUUCCAGUGAAGGUGGCAUCCGCAGGUGCAGGACUGUGAGUACUUUGCUGCGAAUGUUCGUUUAUUGUCUGGACGGUCUCUGAUGCACACCUGCAGGGGACAGAGCUGAGCAGUGAGGCUGCUCGCCUCAUGUUGUGGAGGAGACACGCGUCUAGGUGGCGUGUCAGACCGAACACUGACAGACUUGGUUCUUCUCGUUCACGUGUGUCUUUCCAUUACAAAUAACAGAAACAGCAACGUUACCAUCGCACUCGCUCCACUCAGUCACGUUUGGCCGUCAGAGGGAGAGACAGGGCUGAGAUGUGACAGCCUCACCGUGGACCACAGUCAGGGAGCCCUCUUUGGACAUUUUCAGCCACUGAGCACAUGUGAAGUAUGUUACAAGAAACAUGUUGAAAAUACAAACUGGAGAGAAGUCUUAGUAGAAACACACGUAACAAAGUCACAAGUAUGAUGAAAAUCAGAGCUUUGUUUGCAGGUUCAUUCUCCAGAUGUGUUUUAAUAAGCGAAUAACUGAGACCACGCCUUCCCUUCCAGCAAGUUUGUAUUUUUGACAUUUUCUAAAACAAGUUUUAGUGACCACACAAUGAGAUGAUCUGCUUUGUAAAUUGUGAAAAUCAUACUGCAACACUUUCAUAUAGCCAAGAAACAGGAUACAAAGUAUCUCCAGAAAAAGAAAACCUUCCACAGCUUCACUCCAUACGUGCUCAGCUGGGAUCUUACAUGUGUCGCUCAUAGUGCUGAGGGGAUUGUACCAGUGGAGUCUGUUGGAGAAACUAUGGCCAACCAAUAUAUCUCUCUCUAUAUCAAUGCACCCUGGUGGCAUCACUAACUGCUGUAUAUUUUUGGCUGCAAGUGUGGGGUAAGACUUUUCAAUGUUUAUUACAGCCAGACCACAUUGGUCUCUUUAUGAAUUCAGCAUGAGAUGUGCAUAAACUUCAGCGGCUCUGCUAGAUGCUGCCGGCCCAAACACCAAGCAGGCUGCGACAGAAAGAGCCGGUGGCAGCUGAGCAUUUUUCUCAGCAGCUUGUGGAGACCAAGCGAACCGAAAGAAGAGUGAAUUGUGUGACUUAGCCUGAUAAUAAUGAAUGCUUGUGUUGCUGUGUGUACGCUGGAUGUGCAGCUAGCUGCUUGCUAACACGUUACCAUGACUAUGUUGACAUAUCAGGUUGCAUUGUUGAAUAUUUGCUUUUUUCACAUCAGCAGGUAAACUGCAACAUUAGCAUUCAUGUGCAGACAUGUCUGAGCAUUGUAGUCAUUGUCGUCAGGUCAGGGAUUAAGGAAUUUUUCCAGAUAGGUCGAUGACAUUCCAAAUUCUUACAGGGAGAACCUGUUUGUAAGGUUGAGUUUAUCUGGGGUUUGGGCAAAGGGUCCAAUUAAGGCCAAACUUUUUCUGCAAUGUCAAGCUACAGAAGCUCAACAGUAACACUGUUAUCACCUGACUCCCAGGUACAGGUUUUAUAGACGAUAUACAGAUAUGUUGUUGGCCUUUUGAUUAAUAUUACAUAUCCUGUCUCUAGAGAGGUCCCAUUGACAGCUCUGUAAAACAGCUGGCUGUUCUCCACCUUUUCAGACCUCAAAGUCUUCUGUUUUGGCUUCGUGGAGGAGAGUAGAGCUGUAACUGCUGAGAAUGUCUUCGUUAUGAAAAUCUGAAGUUUUUGAAGAUGAUGAAGGUCGUUCCUGAGUAAAAACACAGGUACACAGGUACCUGCCGGGGACGAGGAGGUCCUGUGGGAGGAAAAUGGCUCUGUCUGAAUACUCGAACUAUCACUGCAAUUUUCAGCUUAUUAAUUUCUGGGAGUAAAGCUGAAAUUCAGUUUUCUUUUUGUUUUUUUGAUGAAGGCACAAAAACAUUUUGAAGGAUUAAAUGUUUCUAAGUUCAGCAAUGGUUGCCUUCAGUAUGUCUCAUGGAUGGCGUGUUGCAUUUACAUAAGCUAACAAUUUACUUUGCUUCCACAGUCCUUUACAAAUUAACCCCACAAAAACACCAGAAUCCCAGUUUUAUCAGACUUCAGUCGACUUUCCACUCGUCUUGUUUAUGUGUCUGAGGAUGUGCAGAAGCUGCAUCUCAUGGCCUACUUCAGCACCAUGAGUUUAGUCAGAAGUUAAGAUGCUCAAACUUUUGAGGAUUCUCAGCUGUGUUGCGUGAAAUGUUGAUCUUGGAUUACUUUGGCAUCCGGAGCUCAGGCAUCUCCUGUUUCCAAGGUGAAAAAUGGGGGUGUUAAGAUCGACUUUUAAGCUCACACAGACCCAAAGUCCCAGAAAUUCUCAGGUCAUGGAGAUGUCUGCUGAUGAAGACCAUGUGAUCCAGUCACCUGCAGUGGCUCUGAGUUGAAAUUGUGAGCUAUUUCCCAGGUCAGCCUCACCGAACAGAGCACACAGCCUUGACCAUCUUCCAAAGGCAGUAUUAUCAUCCUUCUUCCUAAAGCGUGGCAGUUGUCUGCAGUGCUGAGAUCAGCUCACAUGAUUGAAUCUGAGGAAGCAAAUAGUAAUGUUCUUCAAAGUGCUGUAUUUAUUUUUCUUGGAGAUCAUUUUCUAUGAGAAUAUUAUCACAGAUGUAUGUCUGCUCUAGCUUCAUAGAUUCUACAGGAGCAAACACUGGACUCGGUCACUGAGGCUCCACCCCCCCCCACACACACACACACACACACACACACUACUCCUCCAUCACAUCCAUCUUUCUGUUCAGCCUUUCUCAGCUUUUGUGUUCCUUCUGCUUCUUAAACAUUCCCUCCCUUCACCUUCUCCUUGCCUGAACCUUGAACCCAACAGUUCCUUUCGACUGAGUACUAUCAUGUAAAACUUUAUGGAGAUUUGUUUUUUCACCUGUAAAUAGUGUACAAAGGAAAUACUGUCAGUUUGCUAGGAGGCAUGGAGACAACAAAUGUAACAAAUUACAAAAUGUUUAAAAUAAAGUGACAAAGAUUAAAAUACAUUUUCAUAGGCAGACUUCAGAGAAAAAUGGUUGAGUGUAAAAAUAUUUAAGGGUGUAUCAUACAGAGAAAGAGCUUAAUGUAUUUGUUGUGAAUAUGAAAAACUGAUAUAUUAAAGAAGUGCAUGAAAACUUUA
This is a messenger RNA of Archocentrus centrarchus (flier cichlid), 7167 nucleotides long. It is a transcript of the gene braf, whose product is annotated as B-Raf proto-oncogene, serine/threonine kinase. Gene Ontology annotation, cellular component: cytosol; mitochondrion; plasma membrane. Gene Ontology annotation, molecular function: ATP binding; MAP kinase kinase kinase activity. Lineage: Eukaryota; Metazoa; Chordata; Actinopteri; Cichliformes; Cichlidae. Gene Ontology annotation, biological process: protein phosphorylation; MAPK cascade. The transcript has 19 exons. Bases 27 to 2375 code for a protein of 782 amino acids. The record is from RefSeq and is a predicted model, not a curated record.